Messenger RNA from Mixia osmundae IAM 14324, 1794 nucleotides. RefSeq lists its product as uncharacterized. Gene Ontology annotation, molecular function: poly(A) binding. Bases 1 to 1794 code for a protein of 597 amino acids. The record is from RefSeq and is a predicted model, not a curated record. NCBI's taxonomy places the organism in Eukaryota, Fungi, Basidiomycota, Mixiomycetes, Mixiales, Mixiaceae. Gene Ontology annotation, cellular component: P-body; PAN complex. Gene Ontology annotation, biological process: nuclear-transcribed mRNA poly(A) tail shortening; mRNA processing. The transcript has 8 exons.
AUGACGUCGGCACUCUCAAGCCAACAUGUCCAUGCGCCCGUCUUUGUGCCUUCAGGCAGCGCAGCACCCAGCCCAAAGCCAGCGCAGGCAAGAUUGCCCACGGAUCUAGUCAAUGCGCCUGUCUUCGUGCCAAAGUCUUCAGCCGCCGCGCCCGCAUUCGUACCCGCGAGCGAACGCAAAGUCGGCUCAUCCUCUUUGGCGUUCAAUCCAACCGCAGAAUUUGUGCCACGUUCAGCAGCAAGUCAGACGGAGGACAGUACAGGACAGACAGAGGCAACGUCGCACGCGCAAGACUAUGACGCGCACUACCUGGACGCAACAGACGCAGGACUGGACUAUUAUGGCAACGGUCUCGGUGCACUGUCGGCCAACGCUGCGCAGACAAGGUUCACACGACAGCCUCUGAAUUAUCAUCUCUACGCGCCGGCGCUACCCCAUGUCGCCAAUCUCACGCCACAGCAACAGGCAGUAUGCGGAUUCUUCAUGUCGCCUACACUACGAGAAGACCUACACCUGAAAUCUGACGCGAUAGCUCAAGGCAUCAGCCCGGGUGAAGGCACCGAGAUCGGCGGGUAUUGGGGCUUUAUUCCCCUCGAUACGAACUUUGGUAGACAGACUCCGAGAGAGGGACAAUCGCCCAAAGGCUUCUUUGGACACAAGACAUGGGUAUACAAAGCAGGCCAUGAGGCUGAUGGCCGAUACUACGCUUUACGACGGGUCGAAAACUUUCGAUUACCACACGAAGCAGCUCUGACCGUCGUAGAAAAGUGGAGAAGGAUAGCGCACCCUAAUAUCGUGGGAAUACGAGAAGCAUACACGACUCAUGGCUUUGGCGACUCCUCCUUGAUCUUUGUGUAUGACUUUCACCCGCUGGCGAGUACGCUGCACGAUCAUCAUCUUUUGCCCAAACCGCCGGUAAUGCGACCAAACGGUCGUUUGGGCCCGGCAUCGACGCAGAUUCCCGAGCGUGUCUUGUGGUCAUACAUCAUCCAGAUAUCUAGUGCGAUACGAGCAGCGCAUACAGCGGGACUUGCCUUGCGGACAGUCGAGAUCUCGAAGAUAUUACUCACGGGCAAGAAUAGGCUAAGGGUCAAUUGCUGCUCGAUGUUUGACGUUCUCAGAUUCGAGAAUGACGCCUCUCUCGAGAUGCAGCAACAGGAGGACUUGUUUGAUCUUGGGAAACUUAUCGUCACGCUCGGAUGCACUUCCCUCUCGGCCGUACACAAUCUACCGCGCUCGCUAGAUCAUCUCAGCAGGCAAUACUCGAACGACAUCAAGAACCUGGUUUUGUUUCUGUUUGGGAAACCAGAACCGCGCAAGAACAUCGAUGAAGUACUAGCGAUGAUCGGGCCACGUCUACUGGACGAUCUGAAUGCAUCUCAAAGGCGAGUGCCUCGACAAGCUUACAGCAUACUGUGCUUACAGUUACGCAGCGAAAACGACUUACUUGAGACGGAGCUCAUGCGCGAGCUCGAAAACGCGCGACUGGUUCGGCUGCUGUGCAAAUUUGGCUUCAUCAACGAAAGACCAGAAUUCGAUCAUGACCCACGAUGGUCAGAGACCGGCGAUCGGUACCUCAUCAAGCUCUUCCGUGAUUAUGUCUUUCAUCAAGUCGAAGAACACGGUCAUCCUGUCGUCGAUCUCUCACAUGUCCUGACCUGCCUCAACAAACUCGAUGCGGGCGUGGACGAGAAGAUGACGCUCGUCUCGCGCGACGGACAGAGCUGUCUCAUCGUCAGUUAUCGAGACCUCAAGCAAGCCGUCAACGCUGCGUUUAGAGACUUGGCACGAUGA